Molecule: messenger RNA, 766 nt
Organism: Hordeum vulgare subsp. vulgare (domesticated barley)
Lineage: Eukaryota; Viridiplantae; Streptophyta; Magnoliopsida; Poales; Poaceae
Product: protein mago nashi homolog 2
Exons: 3
Coding region: 76-567 (163 amino acids)
Biological process (GO): RNA splicing
Cellular component (GO): exon-exon junction complex; nucleus
Source: RefSeq, a predicted model, not a curated record
AGGGUCAGACGAAGUGCCGAGCACGAACAUAGCGGCGCUGCAACCUCUCCGCCCCCCACGAAGAGAGAGAAAACCAUGGCGGCGGUCGGCGGCGCGGGCAACGGAGCCGGCGACGAGGCAGGCGGGGCUGAGUUCUACCUACGGUACUACGUGGGGCACAAGGGCAAGUUCGGCCACGAGUUCCUCGAGUUCGAGUUCCGCCCCGACGGCAAGCUCCGCUACGCCAACAACUCCAACUACAAGAACGACACCAUGAUCCGCAAGGAGGUCUUCGUCUCCCCCUCCGUGCUCCGCGAGGCGAGGAGGAUCAUCCAGGACUCGGAGAUAAUGAAGGAGGACGACAGCAACUGGCCGGAGCCCGACCGCGUCGGCAGGCAGGAGCUCGAGAUUGUCAUGGGCAACGAGCACAUCUCCUUCACCACCUCCAAGAUCGGCUCCCUCGUUGACGUCCAGACCAGCAAGGACCCGGAGGGCCUCCGCAUCUUCUACUACCUCGUCCAGGACCUUAAAUGUUUCGUGUUUUCACUUAUCAACCUCCACUUUAAGAUCAAGCCUAUUCAACUUUGAGCUCUGUUUGGUUCUCCCGGUUGUAUUGUGGUUCUGCGAGUGUUAGAGAAUUCUGUACUUAUGUAAUAUGCAAUGAGUUGCUCCUGGUGUGGUUGGGUGUGCGGGGAACACUGUGGGCGAUCCCUUUUGGCAUCGCCUGGGGGUUUUGGAUUGUGCAAACUUCGAGUGCCCAUUGAUAUUUAUGAAUGUUUGUUUUGCA